Molecule: messenger RNA, 780 nt
Organism: Penicillium verhagenii
Lineage: Eukaryota; Fungi; Ascomycota; Eurotiomycetes; Eurotiales; Aspergillaceae
Product: chromatin modification-related protein EAF6/MEAF6
Exons: 3
Coding region: 1-780 (259 amino acids)
Cellular component (GO): NuA4 histone acetyltransferase complex
Source: RefSeq, a predicted model, not a curated record
AUGGCGGACACCGCCUCCGCCACGACGGCAGCGCCCGCAACCGGCGCGCCCGCGGUGACAGCAGGCGGCGCAACAGCAGGGGCCCCAAAUGCGCCUGGCGACCAGAAUGCCGCGAGUCGCGGACUGCCAUACUACGAGAAACUGCGAAGGGAGCUCAGGGACACGUUAGCCCGUAAGCGGGCGAUGGACAGGAGCAUGGUGAGUGAAUGGACUUUCAGUGGCGCGUCAUUUUUUGUCGUUCUGGCGGCGAGCUUUGCAGCAGCUCAGCUCCCAAUGGGCGGCUCCAAAGGCCAACUCGAAGAUCAAAUCUAUCGGUUCGAGCAAACGUAUCUGGAGGAGACGACCGCCGGCAACAUUAUCAAGGGCUUCGACAACUAUAUCAAGGGAUCGGCCAAUGCCUCCAGCCUUGGCGCUUCAGGGCUAAGUCUUGGAUCGAAUGUCGGUGGACGCCGCAAAGCACAAGUCACAGAUUCAGAUCGGGUUUUCUCGAGGAGUUCAGCAAGCUACGCGCUGGACUCGCCUGGCCCUUCCUCCGUACAAACUACACCAUCGCAUGCGGCUACCCCUACGUCUACUGCUGGGGGCAAUGCACCUUCAACCAAAAGCAAUGGAGGCGAUGCGUCCGUGUCUGCUAAGAAUGCAUCAGUCUCUUCGAAAAACAAGAAGAAGUCUGGUGGUGGGUCGAAGAACACCAAGGGGAAGAACCAGACGGAUGAUCUGUCUGACGAUGGAGAUAAGCCGCCCGUUAAGCGGUUGAAGAUCAGCUAUGGGCGGGAUUAG